AGAAGAGUUAAAGAAAACGCCAACAAAAUAGACAACAAGGCAAGUCCGCGCCUCCGAACAAGGACAUUAUACCACAAGACACGCUGCAACUAGUUAUAAGCCGCAUAGCCGUGCUGAUUUUCGACCGGAGUACGAAAAGAAAGCAGCCAAAACGGAGGCGCGCAGGCUAGCGGAGAUCGCGGCGAUGGAGAAGAAGGCCAAGGAGUCGCUGCGCCGCUACAAGAAGGCCGCCCGUCACAGUGCGACGCACUCGAGCAGCUCGGACUCCACCUCGGACUCCGACAGCGGGAGCAGCUCGUACAGCAGCACGGACAGCGAGCAGGGCGUGGGCGGCGUCGGCGUGGGGGUGGGCGUACCUGGUGGCGCCGGUGGUCCCGGCGGCAGUGGCAGCGUCCACGGUCAUCCCCAUACCCACGGCCAUGGGCAUCAUCCGCGCUCCGCGGAGCGUCAUCAUCGCAAAAAGAAGAGCUCACGGCGCGGCGGCAGCUCGUCCGGAGAUGAACCAUCGUCGUCGCGCCGCAAGCGAGACAAACGGGAUCAUGUGCAAAAGAAGCUGGUGGCCAAGCGAAAUCAUAUCAAACGGAAACUGAAGGAAGCGCGCCUUAAGAAACGGGCGGCCGCCGCCCUCAGUGGUCACGUCCAUCGUUCCCUGUCGCCGACGACGCGAGCCAAGCUAAAGAAGCUGGCCGAGCGAAAGAGGCUACGGGCUGCCAGCAAGGAGCAACGGGAGCGGGACAAGCUGCGCGUCGUCCAACGAGACAGAGAGCGAGACCAUCAUCGAUUGGGCAGCAGUAGGAGUCCGCCGAGCAGCAGCACUACCACCACCACCAAGAUUCGCAUCCAUCAGGACAUCGUGGGUAAGCGGCAAAAGAGUCCAGGUUUAGGUUCUGGUCUUGGAGGCGGCAGCAGCAGCUCAUCCUCGCGAAUGCAUCACCAACUGAUGUCGCGAGAGAAGAUCAUCAUCCAGACCCGCGCACGUGGACGUACUCCGUCCCUGGAACGGGAGCGGGAAAGGGAGCGCGAGCGAGAACGAGAAAGAGAGCGCGAACGCCACGAUCUCUCAUUGCGGGAGCGAGAUCGUCGGGAUCGGGAGCGCGAGCGUGCGGAACGGGAGGCAGCCAGGGAUAAGGAGCGCGCUGAGGCCUUGGCUCGCUGCCAAGAACGUCAACGGGAGCGGGAACGCUUGGCUCGCGAAAAGUUGCGUCGUCAGGAGGAAGAGGAAGGUGGUAAACGCGGUGGUCCCGGUCGAGACUUGGAUCUUCCGCCGUAUGGCAGCCGGGAGCGAUCGCUGGACACCGUCGAAAGGGAACGAGAGCGCGAACGGAGCGGGCGUCAUGUCCGCGAUAAGCGCGAGUUGGAUCCCUACGAGCGUGAGCAAGAGUAUCUGGAGGAACGACACGGCCACGGGCUGAUCGACGAGAUGCGAAGGUAUCGGCGCAGGGACCUCAGUCCCAUGCCUGAGCAUUAUGCACCCAGACUGCGGGAUCCGCGGGAACUGUACUCCGAGGAGGAGCGGGAGAGAGCCUACAAACGCGCCUAUCUAGAUGCCCGCUAUUCCUCGCGGGAACGAGAAGCCUGGCUGGAGGCACGCGAGUUGCGGGAACGAGAGCUGCAAGGACGCGAGUACCGUGACCUCGAAACGGAAGACACCCUCUAUCCGGACGAGCGGGAACGUCUAAUCCGGGACAGGGAGCGUGAUCGGGAACGAGAACGUGACCGCGAAAGGGAACGUAAUAUUGGACCCCGUGGCGACUUCCGACCGGAGUGGGAACGCGAGUGGGAGGAGGAGGGAGCUGGUGGCGGCCCAGGCGGACCUAGUGGAACCCCUGGGCGACCGGGUGGCUUUGUUGGCGGACCCAAGCGGGGCAAACCCCCAGCUCAUGCGGGCGGAGGACCUCCCUCGCAGCAGCAGCACCAUUCUGCUUCGGAGCCCGACUGGGAUGCGGACGAGCGGGAGCGAGAGCGGGAACGAGAGCGCGAUCGGGAACGCGAACGCGAUCGUGAGGAUCGACCGGACACAGGAGGCGGAGGCGCUGGCGGCGAUAGGCCAUCUAUCAAAAACGAGCCCGCUUGGUUGGAGCACGAUCAGCGGGAAAAGCCACGCGGCUGGCAACAGCAGUCGUCCAAUUCUGGAGGUGAUUGGCGGGAUAACGAUGACGCGCCGCCAGCACCAUCGCAUCCGCAUCCAGCUUCACCGCACCACCAUGUGCAUCCGAGGGGCGAACGAGGAUCCGGCAGAGGAUUCCGGCGCGGAGGCCACGGUCAUGGCGAUCACGGCGAGCGGCCCGGUUACCGAUCGCAUCCGCCACCGCUGAUGACGUUGCCGGUGCAACCGCCUGGUGGUUACUCACGCGGAUUUCCCCAUAAGAGAUUGCCUUAUGGAUCUGGCCGAGAUGGCGCCGCACUGGGCGCCCGUGACGGCGGACUGCCCGGAUCGUCGACUUUCCUCAAGAAGCACACGCACGCACCGCUGGUCUCGCCGACGCAGACACCACUCCUGAAUCCACUCCUCAACGCGGCCAAACCAAAUGCUGCCGCACAGGCGAGUGCUGUGGCGGCGGCCACCACAGCAGUGGCAGCGGCUAAGGCUGCGGCCCAAAGCGCCGCCAACGCCACCACCAAUCCCGGAAUACUGGCUCAGGUGCGAUUGAUUUUCGUUUACUUCGCUGCAGAGACAUCGGAUGCGGCCUAUCAUAUCAUUUGGCGGCAAUGAUUUCGUCUUUGUUUAUAAUUAUAUAAAUGUGUUUAUGUUAGCUGAGUGCAACGUUCAUCCAUUCGAAAUCAAUUGUUCACCAACCGUUGUGCAAUAACGUAGUCAUUUUGUCCAGCGGAAAUGGUAAGCAAACUAAAUACCGUGUGCAUCAAGCAGGAAGAUGCGUCCGAGGACUCCGCAGGCACACCUGAACUGGGCGCCCAAGAUUCGCCGACCCAGAGCCUGAACCUGAAUCAGUCGCUGUCUUCCGAGGGCAAUCCAGUUAAACAGGAGCUAAUCCGCACCAGCGCCGUCGAGGGUGAGCUGAGCGAGAUUAGCGACAGCGAUGACGAUAUUCUCAAUAAGACGGACAAGGUGCGGCCCAAGAACGAGCUGCCCACGGAGACGGAGCAGGAAAUGGACACCAAUGCGGAUGAGGUCAAAAGCGAGGCACUCCACAUUGUGGCUGGGCAUCCGAUCAAGGGCGAGGAAGGGGACGAGGUGCUGGACUUUGAGGAAAUAUCCGAUGGCGAACUCGAGGAGGAUGCACGCCACAAGGGCAUUGGCGAUGCUUUGGGCGUGGACUGGCAAGGAUUGAUAGCAGAGACCCGUCAGCAGGCCAGCGAUGCUCAGGCGGCCCAACAGGGCGUGGAUCGCGGCACAUCCGCCAAGCAGAGAUGGCAGCCAUAUCGCGUGCUCCUCGACUUGGGCAUAUCGUUCGGAAUGGCGGGCGAGGGCUACGCCCGUUGCGUAAUGGAGGAGGCGCGCCAGCAAUUGCUCCAGGAGAAGGAACAGGGCCAACAGCGCGAACUGGAUGGAGACGAGGAGCCUCCGGCUAAGAUACCCUCGCCACUGCUCGACUAUCGCGAAUUCCUGGCCAGCCAGCAGCAACUGGAGCCACUGGCCUGCGUGCAGAUGGGUCUUCGCAGCGCCGCCGUCGAGCGCCAGCGUUUGGUGGGCAAUGUCUGCGGUCCGGGAAGCCGAGCUCUGAGUGCUCGCCAGGAUUUGCGCUUGCGCCGCCAGCUGUGCGGAUUGCCAGCACGCGAAUGCGAGUUCCCGCGCAGUGUUCCCAUCGUGGGAGAGGGACUGCGAAACCUGGCAAUGCAAAUGUUCCAGCGCAGGCUUCUGGAUGUCAAAUGAGAUCCGAUGCCCGGCGUGCAGCGAGAGCUGCGUUACCGAAAGCCACGUCACUAUCGACUGGAUAUACAGAUCUUUAUGGGCGUGGAGAAGGGCAAGGCGACGAAACGAGACCACUACUAGGUGGAUUUUAGGAAUAAGCUUAAUGUUUGAGAUAUAACUUGAUUUCGAUUAUUGAUUCAAACUUGGAAAUUGUGAAAAUUGUGAAAUAUGAAUUGCAUUAUAAAAAUUGUAGAUUAUAAAUUGAUUAUGAAUUAUACAAAAUUGUGAAUAUCAACUGCAUUAAUACAUGUUCGAAAUAUAAAGUGUCGUCCCAAU
Drosophila melanogaster (fruit fly) is the source of this 4147-nucleotide messenger RNA. It is a transcript of the gene Flacc, whose product is annotated as Fl(2)d-associated complex component. Gene Ontology annotation, cellular component: RNA N6-methyladenosine methyltransferase complex; nucleus. NCBI's taxonomy places the organism in Eukaryota, Metazoa, Arthropoda, Insecta, Diptera, Drosophilidae. Gene Ontology annotation, biological process: mRNA modification. The transcript has 5 exons. The record is from RefSeq and is marked reviewed. Bases 185 to 2713 code for a protein of 842 amino acids.